AUGAUCCAAACAACGUUAAGUGGAGAGCCAGUCGAAGCACGAUGCCAUUGUGGAAAGAUAUGCAAGAACAGCAGAGGGCUGAAAAUCCAUCAGGCAAGGACCAAAUGUGGCCAUAGGGAGAUACUAACGCAGCGCACAGAUAUCAGCAAUGAAUCUGGUGAGACGCAGGAGGAACUCAGUCAGGAGUCAAACCAUAGUACAGAGAGCCUCCAAGCUUCGGUGUCGCCAGAUGGCAGCAUUGGUAACUUGAAUGAAGCGAGCGCCCAUGGUGUUCAAGCAGUGAGGGACAGGAGAUUAGACAAAGUGCAGUGGCCCAAGACAAAUGACGAGGCAGCUUGGCGAAAUCUUGAUCAGGACCUGGAGGCUAUUUUGGAGACCACUCUACAGGGGAAUGUGGAGAGGAAAGUAGAAGCACUGACGUCAAUUGUGUACAGUGUAUGCAAAGAGCGAUUCGGAGUGGAAACAUCCAGAACACAACCCAGAGCAAAGACAACAAAGGAGAACAGGAGGGAACGUAAGAUCAAACAACUACGAAAGGAGCUGAGGGAAUUAGGAAAGAGGUUUAAAACAGCACCAGAGAGUGAAAAAGUUGGGAUACAGCAGAUAAGAGACGACCUUAGGGAGACACUUCGCCGCCUAAGGAAUGCAGAAAGACUAAGGAAGGGAAGGAAGGAGAGAGCGAAGAAAAGAGCAGAUUUUGUUAAAGAUCCAUUCCAGUUCUCAAAAACUUUGCUAGGAGCAGAGAGAUCAGGCCAUCUGGAAAGCUCGAAGGAGGAAGUGGAAGCUCAUCUCAAAGGUGUCCAUUCAGACAACAGGAGAGCAGAACCUUUAGGAUAUUGUCCAAGAAUCUUAGAGGUAGAGGCCCCAAGUGCACCAUUGGAUACCAAACUUCCUACCUGGAAAGAGAUUCAAGAUGUGGUGAAAAAGGCAAGAUCAGGAUCAGCCCCAGGACCAAGUGGGAUAACGUACAGGGUUUACAAGAAAUGUCCAAGACUGCUAAGAAGACUGUGGCAGCUAAUCUGUAAAGUAUGGAAGAAAGGGACCAUACCGGCGUGCUGGAAGAAAGCAGAGGGAAUCUUUGCUCCUAAAGAGAAAGACUCCAAGACAGUUGAACAAUUUAGGACCAUAUCGCUGCUGAGUGUCGAAGGAAAGAUCUUCUUCUCGAUACUUGCCAAGCGCAUGACAGCCUACAUGGUGGAAAACAGUUACGUCGACACCUCAAGUCAGAAGGGAGGAAUCCCUGGGUUUUCAGGAUGCGUAGAACAUACAAGCGUCAUCAGCCAACUGAUCAGAGAAGCCAAGCAGAAAAAAGGUAACCUGACAGUGGUAUGGUUAGAUCUUGCAAACGCCUAUGGAUCUGUACCACACAAACUGAUUGAGGCAGCCCUGGACCAUUAUCAUAUUCCGGAGCACAUCCGGAAAAUGAUAAUGAGCUACUUCGGAGGGAUACAGUUGCGGUUUACAGUUGGGGAAAGCACUACAGCGUGGCAAGACCUGGAAAAGGGAAUAGUUACAGGAUGUACCAUUUCACCUAUACUCUUCAUCAUGGGAAUGAAUAUCAUCAUCAAGGCAGCAGAGAGAGAAACCAGAGGACCUAGAAUGGAGUCUGGCAUCUACCAACCAGCCAAUAGAGGCUUCAUGGAUGACCUAACGAUCACUACCACCACACAUGUACAGGCCAGAUGGGUCUUGUCCGCGCUGGAGGAGGUAGUUACAUGGGCACGGAUGCAGUUCAAACCUCGGAAAUCACGUUGCAUGAUUAUGAGGAAUGGCAGACUCAGCCGACAGUUUGUACUGAAGGUCCAAGAGGAGGAGAUACCUUCAAUCAUUGGCAGCCCCAUAAAGUGCCUAGGGAAAUGGUUUGACGACACACUCAGUGACAGCCAGAACCACAAGAACACCCAAAGCCAAGUGUGCCAGUGGAUGAAGAAGAUCCACAAGUCGGGACUUCCUGGAAAGUACAAAGCAUGGAUAUACCAGCAUGGCAUACUACCAAGGCUCACAUGGAUGCUGCUACUGUAUGAAAUACCAACCUCAACAGUAGAAGGGUUAGAGAAGAUGGUGAAUGGGUACCUGCGGAAGUGGCUUGGGGUCCCACCAAGUUUCACAUCAGUUGGGCUGUUCAGUUGUUCGGCAGAACUACAACUACCAUUCAAAUCGGUCGUUGAAGAGUUCAAGGUAGCAAAAUGCAGGCUGGUGAUGACUCUGAGGGACUCCAAAGACAAGCACUGCAGUUGGUGA
Mizuhopecten yessoensis (Yesso scallop) is the source of this 2241-nucleotide messenger RNA. RefSeq lists its product as uncharacterized. The record is from RefSeq and is a predicted model, not a curated record. Lineage: Eukaryota; Metazoa; Mollusca; Bivalvia; Pectinida; Pectinidae. Bases 1 to 2241 code for a protein of 746 amino acids. The transcript has a single exon.